AUGGCACAGGCACACGAAUUGUCGGACAUUUUGAAGAAUGCUUCGUUAGAUCUAAGUCCGUACGAAGAUCUGUACAAGUACUUCCACGCCAAUCCCGAACUUUCGCGGCAAGAAAAAUCAACAUCAGAAAAAAUCGCGGCCCAUCUGUCUGCGCUAAAAGCAUAUGAAAUCCACACAAAUAUCGGUGGCUACGGUCUAGUAGGAGUACUCAAAAAUGGCGUUGGAAAAACCAUUCUUCUCCGCGCAGAUAUGGAUGCACUCCCAGUCAAGGAGCUCACUGGCCUCCCAUACGCAAGCUCGAUCACCAUGAGUGAUGCCGAAGGUGUCGAAAAACCAGUGAUGCAUGCAUGUGGACAUGACAUGCACAUAACAUGUCUUCUCGCAGCGGCCGAACUUCUUGCAAAUACUCAACAUGCAUGGAGCGGAACGCUGAUUGUAUUGUUUCAGCCGGAUGAGGAACGCGGCGGUGGUGCGCAGGCUAUGGUUGACGAUGGACUUUAUUCCAAGAUUCCUGUUCCGGAUUAUUGUUUUGGGCAGCAUGUGAUGCGUAUGCGUGCGGGGACUAUUGGGUCACGUCCUGGGACGAUUAUGGCGGCUGCUGAUAGUAUGAAGGUGACUGUCUUUGGGCGUGGUGGCCAUGGAUCAUUGCCUCAUCAGACGGUAGAUCCUGCUCUUCUAGCUGCGCACAUUGUGGUUAGAUUGCAGAGCAUCGUGAGCAGGGAAAUUGACCCGACUGACCUAGGGGUCGUAACUGUCGGAAGUCUACAAGCCGGACAGACCGAGAAUAUCAUUGCGGAUCGGGCCGAAAUCGGGCUUGAUUUUAGAACAGUCAAACUGGAGACUCGGGAGAAGAUUCUAUCUGCUAUUCGACGUAUCGUCGAGGCAGAAUGUAUGGCCAGCGGUUCACCGAAACCACCGAUUUUCACCCCAACACGUCGAUUUCCGCCUACAAACAAUGACAGGGACGUUGCAUCUAAAUUAGCUGCGUCCUUUGAAACACACUUUGGGGACUCUUUUGAUGGAGAUAUAUCGCGAUCGAAUGUCGCCGAAGACUUUUCUACGCUGGCAACUAGCAAGGGUGUUCCAUCAUGUUUUUGGUUCCUUGGAGGCAUUGACCCUGAUCUUUGGGAUAGAGUGUCGAAAGAAGAGAAUCCGACAGAGGAGAUACCGACGAACCAUUCAGCCUUUUUUGCACUUGUUAUACAGCCGACAAUGAAAGCUGGAGUGGAUGCUCUUUGUAUCGCAGCUUUGACGUUUUUGAGGAAAUAA
Messenger RNA from Talaromyces marneffei, 1269 nucleotides. RefSeq lists its product as uncharacterized. Bases 1 to 1269 code for a protein of 422 amino acids. The transcript has a single exon. Lineage: Eukaryota; Fungi; Ascomycota; Eurotiomycetes; Eurotiales; Trichocomaceae. The record is from RefSeq and is a predicted model, not a curated record. Gene Ontology annotation, molecular function: hydrolase activity.